Rhizopus microsporus ATCC 52813 is the source of this 1848-nucleotide messenger RNA. RefSeq names its product dolichyl-P-Man:Man(7)GlcNAc(2)-PP-dolichyl-alpha-1,6-mannosyltransferase precursor. The transcript has 2 exons. NCBI's taxonomy places the organism in Eukaryota, Fungi, Mucoromycota, Mucoromycetes, Mucorales, Rhizopodaceae. Gene Ontology annotation, cellular component: endoplasmic reticulum membrane. The record is from RefSeq and is a predicted model, not a curated record. The coding region runs from base 15 to 1523 and encodes 502 amino acids. Gene Ontology annotation, molecular function: alpha-1,6-mannosyltransferase activity. Gene Ontology annotation, biological process: protein N-linked glycosylation.
GUAAAGUAAUCGACAUGAAUCUCGUGCUUACAGGAUUAUUCUUCUUGAUGGCAAUCGAGAUCUAUUUUGCACCAUUUACAAAAGUAGAAGAAAGUUUCAACUUACAAGCAACUCAUGACUUACUUAAUCAAGUGGACCAUUACGAUCACUUACAAUUCCCUGGGGUUGUGCCGCGAACGUUUGUAGGUGCAACCCUGUUGACCGCCUUAUGUUGGCCAUGGAUCACAUUAUUUCGUUUGAACUUGUUUUAUCAACAGCUGCUUGUUCGUGCCACACUUGCUGCCCUUGUUGUCCUAUCCAUCGCUCAGUUCACUCGAGGAGUACGCGUCUUGUUUGGAAAGAAUACAGCACGACUGACUGUCCUACUGAUGCUUUGUCAGUUUCAUCUCGUAUUUUGGUCUUCUCGUACUUUACCAAACACGCUGGCGUUACCUUGGGUCAAUAUCGGAUUAUGUCAUUGGCUCACAAGUAUGGCUGAAUCGCACAAACGUACGUACCAUUUAACAUGGAUGACUCGGUAUCUUACAUUCACUGGUGUUGUAUUUAGAUUUGAAGUGGGCAUCCUCUUGGUCGUCUUGCUAGCCAGCGAAUGGGUCAUGAAUCGAUUUCCCUUGUUCAGCAUGAUCCGGACCAUGGUGUUGACUGCUCUAAUUAGUCUAAUAAUUACUGUACCACUUGACUCUUACUUUUGGAACCGCUGGCUAUGGCCCGAGGGCGAAGUAUUCUUCUUUAAUGCUAUUCUCAACAAGAGUUCAGACUGGGGAACAUUACCUUUUCAUGCUUACUUUCUUCACUUCCUUCCUCGUUUACUGUUGGCUUCCUAUCCGCUGUCUAUUAUUGCCUUUGUUCGGGAUAUUCGGGUCAGACGGAUGCUUAUUCCUGUUAUCAUCUACAUUUCUAUAUUCUCAAUUGUCCCUCACAAAGAAUGGAGAUUCAUCAUGUACACUAUCCCUGUAUUUACAGCAGCAGCAGCAACACAAAUGAACGCGCUUUUUGUUCAACGUUGUCGAUCCUAUUUUUAUUAUGUUACCACAUGUAUCGUGAUCAGUGCUGUGUUAGGUUCAGCGUGUAUAGCCUUGAUCAUGUUUCGGAUAUCUUCUUAUAACUACCCUGGCGGAGAUGCACUAAGAGCGCUACAUCUAAUUGAGAAGAACACACCAUUUGUUGCUGUACAUUUGGAUCCCGAAACGGCGAUGACAGGUGCUUCGCUUUUUGGACAACUCAAUCCACAGUGGAAGUACUCUAAAAACGAAUCCCAUGUGGCAGAAGAGGACUUUAUUAAAGCUCGUUACACCCAUUUGUUAACGGCCAACCCAGAAAGUUUCAAUAGUUCCCAGUAUGAAGUGAUUUAUCGGACAUAUGGGAUAGACUAUAUCAAGCUAAUGAUACCUCCUUAUAAAAAUCGUGAUAUUCAGCAAAAUAAGCAUGAGGUUAUUAGCAUUUUUGGGUUACUGCAAAUACAUACAGCACCUAAAAUAUAUAUACUUCGACGUAUUCAGACAGAGGAAACGGAUGAAUCAUAAAAUAUUAUAAUAAAGUUAACUUUGCAGUUAUCAACUCAGUAUUUUACUUUCUAAUUCAGCCAUAGGAAAUUGAACCAAAGAUAUAGUCAACACUAUGAAAGGGCAUACAUGAAGAAGAAGAAUACAGCAGAUAUAUCACAGAUGUGACCAGAGAUAUGAUUUUGAGAAAUAAGACAAAAAGACAAUCCCCUCAUCAAAUAUUGUCCCCAGUUUACUUUGUAUACCGAUCAAAAUAGACAAUGGUGACGAUAAAAGGCAAACCCCAGCAAAGCAACCCUUAAUUAGCAUUUGCAUUGACUGAAUUAAGCAAUCAACUUAAUAAUAG